GACAACCUUGCCCUGGAUUUUGUCAUAUUAGACAUUCUUCUUCAAAAAGAACAGUAACUCCAAAAAUCAGUUUUAUGAUUAUGCAUUCCUGACCGGAUUACGAUGAUAUAAUGUUACCACGUGGACUGCACCUUGGAGUUCUGUCAGCAGAAGGGAAUACAACUUAAAUAAUGGAUUAUUCAGUUCUAUUGGUAUAUGAGAAUGAUGGAACACACAUAGUAGACAUAGUUAGCAAACACUUAACAGAAUAUAACACGAAAGUAUAUACUUCAAAAUUAAUGCAGAUUAUUAAUCCGCCGGCGUAUUGUACAACAGUGCUUAUCCUUACACCCGGAAUGUUAUCGGUUUUAAAGUCUUCGAGUUCACCUGACCUUUCACAUCUUCAACACAACAAGAGCAAGUGUGCCUUGUUUGUUCAUGAAUCUAUUAACAUUAACAGUGUAUCUGUUCAAGAAAUACUCCGUAACAAUCUUCCCUCCUUUCCAGAAUGGAUUGUUUACCACUUUGCAAAGAAGGUUCGACCACUCAUUCUUCAAAUUUUAGAACUAAUUGAAAUAGAAGAAGAGGAUGCCGACCCCGAACUGCACCUUGUAUCCAAUAUCACGCUCUACCCAGACACUGAGUGGGAAGAGAACCAAAGAGUGUUCAUUUCUUUUAACUCCACGAGAGAAAAAGAGGAUAAAGUAGAAGUAGAAAUAAACAGUAAUCUGAUUCAAACCACGUGGGUCAAUCCUCAUACCUCAACAUUCACAGUUACUGACAGUUGUGGCUGUGGUAAGCGGGCGGUGACGGUAUGUGUGAACGAGAUUCCAGUAGGUACAGCUCAGGUGUUUAUCAAAGACAAGAACCAAACUCUUGUAGAAGAAAUAAACGAUGUGACGUCACCUCUUCAUUACCUGAAAGAAAUCCUGAAUAGCAUACAGGACCAGGAGGAGAUGAUUUAUUCAAUAACGACGGAAUCUCUGAUACUUGAAGGAACAAAAAAGUUACUGAAAACAUUGCAUAAAAAGUCGCAAGAAUGUGAUAAAAAGGAAAACCCAAAUACUGGAUGUAAACAAACCCCAGAGGAACAUACCAUUAUUUCUCCAGAGAACGCUGACGUUGUCAGAUUGAGGCCAACCAGAGAGACCAUCAGGAAUAGAAGACUUCUGUCAAGUAAUACUCAAGAUGACAAUGACAGAGAAUCUUAUAUUGAACAACUGGCACGCCAGUCUCAGCGGAUAUCUCUUGCCCAACAAAAGUUAAGUUUGGAAGAAGAGUUGCCCUCCAUAAAACAUGAUGAUGAGCUUCUGAAAUCCCUACCAUCCGACUUCUUUGACUCUAUUCAGAAGUAGCCUAAGGUGGUCUCUUAGAUGGGUAUUCUUCACAAACAAGAGGUUCCAGUGCUCUAUAACAGUUGCGGGGACGUCUGUGGAUCGGUGGAUUAUUCUCAAUGCAUUAAUACAUAUUCCGGUGAAGAAAAAAAGCUGCAAUAUCAGUUGGAAAUGAAUAUUCUUUGAGUAAAUGGAACCAAGUCUCGACGUACUUAUGAUGAGUUCACUAUUGUUAUUGGCUAUCUCAGUUCAAUGUGCACGUCUUCCUCCUGAACUAAACCCUCAUGAUGUGCAGUUUUCAAAUCUCCAUUAACAUCCCCAUUGCAUAUUGUCGUUGAAAACUUAAAAUAAUAUAUAAAUAUUAAUAAAAAUAAAACUUAAUAAUACCUC
Messenger RNA from Saccostrea cuccullata (small rock oyster), 1703 nucleotides. RefSeq lists its product as uncharacterized. The record is from RefSeq and is a predicted model, not a curated record. Lineage: Eukaryota; Metazoa; Mollusca; Bivalvia; Ostreida; Ostreidae. The transcript is spliced from 8 exons. Bases 171 to 1334 code for a protein of 387 amino acids.